Manis pentadactyla (Chinese pangolin) is the source of this 4179-nucleotide messenger RNA. RefSeq names its product FERM, ARH/RhoGEF and pleckstrin domain protein 1 (gene FARP1). Gene Ontology annotation, molecular function: guanyl-nucleotide exchange factor activity; cytoskeletal protein binding. The transcript has 27 exons. The coding region runs from base 744 to 3887 and encodes 1047 amino acids. Gene Ontology annotation, cellular component: cytoskeleton. The record is from RefSeq and is a predicted model, not a curated record. NCBI's taxonomy places the organism in Eukaryota, Metazoa, Chordata, Mammalia, Pholidota, Manidae.
CAGAGGCUUGUACCCACAGCCUCGCGAUCUAGCAUUUCUAACCUGCUGCUGCUCCUCAGCGAAGACAAGAAAGGGCGAGAACUGGGGCUCAGGAAGGGGGGAUGGAAAUGGUAAAGCUGCUGCUCCCAGGUGGAGGAUGGGUACAGUGACUGUGUCCCCGCUUGGGUCCCUGCCUCCGCCAUCGAAUUCCGGAAACCCCCAAAAGCUAAGAAUAUGCGGACCAUCUCCUAAACCAUUCCACUCCUUUCCCCCCGCGGGGCAUUGCUCCUGUCCCCAGAGUGGGACGAGCUGGGGUGGGGACUGUACUGGGAUUCACGGGGUGGAGGACGCUGGGCCCUGGCGAUGGAGGUGGCAACUGCCGCGCGGGAGUAAGUCCCUCGCAGCCCAGGGUAGUGCCGGAAGCCCGCUCUUGCGGCCCGGGAGGGGGAGGGUGCCCGUGGGUCUCUGCCAAGCCGCGCGACAACGCAGAGUCCUAGGUGGGAACACAGGUGGGGCACCCUUUUGCAUUUCCUCAACAAGCGACUUGCCAAGUCCGCGCCACUGAUCGACCCCCGGGUGCUCCUGGUUUAGCCGGUGCGCGGGUCUCCCGCUCUCCUCGUCGCUUUCAGCCGCUGCAGGAUUGGCGUGUCCCUGGUGGCGCAGCGCACUCCCCAGCGCUUCCUGCGCUCCGUUUGGUGGCGCAGCACGGAGGGAUCGGCUCCGGGCCAAGGACCGAGUAAGAUUCUAAAUAAUCUGCCUCCAUCAUGGGAGAAAUAGAGCAGAGGCCAACUCCAGGAUCGCGACUGGGGGCCCCGGAGAAUUCGGGGAUCAGUACCUUGGAGCAUGGACAGAAACCGCCCCCAACACCAUCAGGAGGAAAACUCAUGUCCAUCAAAAUCCAGAUGCUGGACGAUACCCAGGAGGCAUUUGAAGUCCCUCAAAGAGCCCCGGGGAAAGUGUUGCUGGACGCUGUCUGCAACCACCUCAACCUCGUGGAAGGCGACUACUUUGGCCUUGAGUUUCCAGACCACAAAAAGAUCACGGUGUGGCUGGAUCUCUUAAAACCUAUUGUCAAGCAGAUUAGAAGGCCAAAGCACGUUGUUGUUAAGUUUGUGGUGAAAUUCUUUCCACCUGACCACACACAACUCCAAGAAGAACUCACAAGGUACCUGUUUGCUCUGCAGGUGAAGCAGGACCUGGCUCAAGGCCGGCUGACGUGUAAUGACACCAGCGCUGCUCUCUUAAUCUCACACAUUGUUCAAUCCGAGAUUGGGGAUUUUGAUGAAGCAUCAGACAGAGAGCAUUUAGCAAAAAAUAAGUACAUACCUCAGCAAGAUGCACUAGAAGACAAAAUCGUGGAAUUUCACCAUAACCAUAUUGGACAAACACCAGCAGAAUCAGAUUUCCAGCUCCUGGAGAUCGCCCGUAGGCUGGAGAUGUACGGGAUCCGGUUGCACCCGGCUAAGGACAGGGAGGGUACUAAGAUCAACUUGGCUGUGGCCAACACGGGGAUUCUCGUGUUUCAGGGUUUCACUAAGAUCAAUGCCUUCAACUGGGCGAAGGUACGGAAGCUGAGCUUCAAGAGGAAGCGCUUUCUCAUCAAGCUCCGCCCAGAUGCCAAUAGCUCGUACCAGGAUACCUUGGAAUUCCUAAUGGUCAGUCGGGAUUUUUGCAAGUCUUUCUGGAAAAUCUGUGUGGAACAUCAUGCCUUUUUUAGACUUUUUGAAGAGCCCAAACCAAAGCCAAAGCCUGUUCUCUUUAGUCGAGGGUCAUCAUUUCGGUUCAGUGGACGGACUCAGAAGCAGGUUCUCGACUAUGUUAAAGAAGGAGGACAUAAGAAAGUGCAGUUUGAAAGGAAACACAGCAAGAUUCAUUCCAUCGGAAGCCUUGAUCCGCAGCCUGCAGAGCUGAAUCCAGAAGUGCCAAAACAAGCCCAGCAGAGUGCCAGCCUCACACCCGGAGAAGGUGCCGAGUCCCCCGGGGCCCAGGGCGGCCAGCCAGGACAGGAACUGAAAGCUGCCUCCGAGGAGUGUGGGCGGCCGCAGAGCCCCUCUCUGCCGAAGAGCCCCGCGGGUAACAAGAAGGCGGAUGGAGCCGUCCAGGCGCCGGCCGAGGAAGAGGAGGAGGUCGUUAAGGAUAGGACCCAGCAGAAUAGAGCCCAGCCCCCGCAGCCAAGCACAGGCUCCCAGGCCGGUAGCCCUCACCUUUCAGAGCUGUCCAUCAACUCACAGGGAGGAGCUGUGCCCGCCAACGUCAUCCUGUCUCCCAACCUGAGCCCAGACACCAAGCAGGCCUCUCCCUUGGUCAGCCCGCUGCUGAACGACCAGGCGUGCCCUCGGACUGAUGACGAGGAGGAAGGCCGGAGAAAGAGAUUCCCAAGUGACAAAGCAUACUUCAUGGCGAAGGAAGUGUCUACCACUGAGAGAACGUAUCUGAAGGAUCUCGAAGUCAUCACUUCGUGGUUUCAGAGCACAGUGAGCAAAGACGACUCCAUGCCCGAAACAUUGAAAAGUCUCAUAUUCCCGAAUUUUGAACCUUUGCACAAAUUUCAUACAAAUUUUCUCAAGGAAAUUGAACAACGACUCGCCCUAUGGGAAGGCCGUUCAAAUGCCCACAUCAGAGGAGAUUACCAAAGAAUCGGAGAUGUCAUGCUGAAGAACUUCCAGGCCAUGAAGCCGCUGGCGGCUCACCUGUGGAAGCACGGCGAGGCUCUGGAAGCCCUGGAGGGCAGCGUCCGGAGCUCCCGGCGGCUGGAGGGCUUGUGCCGAGACUUCGAGCUGCAGAAGGUGUGCUACCUGCCCCUCAACACCUUCCUCCUGCGCCCGCUGCACCGGCUCAUGCACUACAAGCAGGUCCUGGAGCGGCUGUGCAAGCACCACCCGCCCAGCCACGCCGACUUCCGGGACUGCCGAGCUGCUUUGGCAGAGGUCACUGAAAUGGUUGCACAGCUUCACGGUACGAUGAUCAAGAUGGAGAAUUUCCAGAAGCUGCAUGAACUCAAGAAAGAUCUGAUUGGCAUCGACAAUCUUGUGACUCCAGGAAGGGAGUUCAUUCGCCUGGGAAGCCUCAGCAAGCUGUCUGGGAAGGGACUCCAGCAGCGCAUGUUUUUCCUGUUCAACGAUGUCUUGCUGUACACGAGCAGGGGGCUGACAGCCUCGAAUCAGUUUAAAGUCCACGGGCAGCUUCCACUCUUUGGCAUGACCAUAGAGGAGAGUGAAGAUGAGUGGGGCGUGCCCCACUGCCUCACGCUCCGGGGCCAGCGGCAGUCCGUCGUCGUGGCCGCCAGUUCUCGGUCCGAGAUGGAAAAGUGGGUUGAGGACAUACAGAUGGCCAUUGACUUGGCAGAGAAAAGCAGUGGCCCCGCCCCCGAGUUCCUGGCCAGCAGCCCCCCGGACACCAAGUCCCCGGAUGAGGCCGUGGUGGGCGACCAGGAGUCGGAGGAUGACCUCAGCGCCUCGCGCACGUCGCUGGAGCGCCAGGCCCCGCAGCGCGGCAACACCAUGGUGCACGUGUGCUGGCACCGGAACACCAGCGUCUCCAUGGUGGACUUCAGCGUCGCCGUGGAGAAUCAGUUGUCUGGGAACCUACUGAGGAAAUUCAAAAACAGCAACGGGUGGCAGAAGUUGUGGGUGGUGUUCACGAACUUCUGCCUGUUCUUCUACAAGUCACACCAGGACAAUCAUCCCCUGGCCAGCCUGCCUCUGCUUGGAUAUUCCCUUACCAUUCCCUCAGAGUCUGAGGACAUCCACAAAGACCACGUGUUCAAGCUGCAUUUCAAGUCCCACGUGUACUACUUCAGGGCUGAAAGCGAGUACACUUUCGAAAGGUGGAUGGAGGUGAUCCGAAGUGCUACCAGCUCGGCCUCACGUGCUCACGUUCUGAGUCACAAAGAAUCUCAUGUAUACUGAUGUCACGACCCGUUUGAUUGGUUCAGCAGCGGCUGCUUUCCUGGAAGACAUUUACUUUCUUCUGUAUUAAUGAAGCCCUAGUAAAAUUAACACCCGUCUGGAAAACAAAAACAUGGUUUCACAACAACUCAUCUGUCUGCACAAAACUGUUUUUACCCUUGUCUUUUCAAGCGGUUAAUUUCUCCUCUGAACGGAACUGUGCUCCCACCGCUGAUGCCAGUGGCAUUUCGUCUAUCAUUCGGUGGGGCUGUUUUUAGCUUGUGCCAGUAUUAAACAGCGUCAUUAACAUAGU